CAGGAUGCUGAUGUCACAGUGGCCACUGUGACCCGUGAGGCCAAGGGCACAAAACGGGACUCUGGGCUCAGGCCCAGUGUCAGUGUUACCUGACAACGAGAGGAGAAGGAAGAGGAGGGACAGCCCUUCUUUUGCAAACGCCUCUCGCUUCUUUUGCACAGAGAGUGUAGGAGCACCUGGAGGAGACCUCGGUGUUCCUCAACCAGACAACAGAAAGAGACGGCAGAGAGAGACCGGGCUCACACAGGGCUGACGAGCGAGUCAGGGGGCUCUACGCCUCAGGGCUCUGGCCCUGUGUUGAAAACUCGUCUCACUUCUGCCUCAGUACCAGUGUAGGAGCACCUGGAGGAGACCUUGGUGCUCCAAGGACAGGGACCCACCGCUGACAGUCACCAUGUCAGACGGGAAGGAGGAGGCCCCUGAAGGGAGAGAGCCAGCAUGCCUGCUGUGUCGGAGAUCAGAGGCUGACCCAGACAUCUGUGGAGAUAAAAUCCAGAAACAUGGGGUCUGUGCCCACGUGUUUUGCCUGUUUUUUGCCAGCCUCCUUGAACAGCAAGAGAAUGAACGAGUAGGACUCUUUGGCUUUCUCCCAAGGGAUAUCCUACAUGCAGUCAACCGAGCGGCACAGACGAGCUGCUGCAUCUGUGGCCAGAGCGGGGCCACCAUCUCCUGCUGUGAAACAGAUUGUGACCUGAGCUUCCACCUGCCCUGUGCCAAGCAGGGACGCUGUGUCACCCAGUUCAUUCCACCGUACAGGACCUACUGCCCCGCACACAGCCCAGAGCAGGCAGUGGAGGCGACUCCAGAGCCGGGCACCGAAUGCCUCAUCUGCAUGGAGCCUGUGGAGGACAGAAAGACCUUCAGCACCCUGGUGUGCCCAGCCUGUAAAACCACCUGGUUCCACAGGGACUGCAUCCAAGGACAGGCUCUGCGCUCUGGUAUUUUAUCCUUCCAGUGCCCCAUCUGCAGAAGCACUCAGGAAUUUCUCGUGGAGAUGUUUCUCAUGGGGAUCCGAAUCCCCUUCAGAGAGCCAUCAUGGGAGGAGAAUGAUGCGUUCGCUGAACUGGGAGACAGACACAGGCACUGCGAUGCCAGUGAGUGCCUUUUUCCAAGAGGCAGGCAGGAGGCAGAGGAGGAAGGGCCCUGGGAACUGCUCCUGUGCUCCUCCUGUGCUGCCGAGGGCACCCACAGGCACUGCUCUGGCCUGAGGAACAGUAUAACCAGCUGGGAAUGUGAUGGCUGUGCUGGCCUGGGCACAGCCUCCCGAGAUGAGUCAGGUCUUGCUGGUGUCGGUGUGGCCAGACAGUCAGGACUGGAGCCUUGUGAUGGCUCCAGGGAACCCCAGACCAUCAGCCCCAACACAGGAAGCCUGGUGCUAUCAGGGCUGUCUCCCAGUUCUGCACCACUGGACACCAUCAGCCCCAGCACCAGCGCCCAGGUGCCAGCCCCUGGAUCUUCAGGACCACAGACCAGCAACCGCCGUACCAACCGACAGACAACAUGGGAGCAGUCGCUGCAAUAUCCCUCACAGGAGACGAGCAGCUCCAGUCCUGACAGUCAAGUAACAUCGGGGUCAUCCCAGAGCACCUUCACAGAAAGUGAGGACAGCAGCAGCUCCAGCAGUCGGGGGCCUGACCGCCGACAAAACCACCCCCGCCGGCAACGUCGGGCCCAAAAUCCACACUUUCGGUCCAGAAGUCCCCUGGACAGGACCCAUGAGCCAUCACCAAGUCCUGGGAGGCGCAGGCCCAGGCCGAGACCAUCAGGGACAUCCUGCAGGCGAAACCGCUCCCGCCUGCAACGUGAGACCCCAAAUCCAUCCGGCCGGUCCAGAAGUCGCCACGACAGGAGCCAGGUGAGAGCACCCAGUGAUGGGAGGAGCAGCCGCAGCCGGGAAACAUCAAGGACAUCCCGAACACAAAAUCGCUCCCGCCAACAACAUCAGGCCCCAGAUCCAUCUGGCCGGUCCAGAAGUCGCCGUGUCAGAAACUGUGUGAGAACACCAAGUGCUGGGAGCCGCAUCCCCAGCCAGGAAGCAUCAGGGACAUCCCACAGCCGAAACCGCUCCCACCGGCAACGUCGGCCGCAAAAUCCACACCUUCGGUCCAGAAGUCGCCGUGACAGGAGCCAUGUCCCAGCACCAAGUACUGGGAGGCGCAGGCCCAGCCAGGAAGAAUCGGGGACAUCCCGCAGGCGAAAUAGCUCCCGCCGCCAAAGUCGGACCUCAAAUCCAUCCGGCCGGUCCAGAAGUCCCCUUGACAGGAACUGCACGCCAGCACCGAGUGCUGGCAGGCGAAACUCAAGGGAGACAGCAGUAAGGACUUCCCACAGACAACAGCACUCCCGCCAGCAGCGUCGGACCUCAGACUCAUCCAGCAGAUCCAGAAGUCGCCGUGACGGGAGGCGUGAUAGAGCACCAAGUACUGCCAGGUGCACUCACCGGUGGGACGAUGAGACAGGGACCCACCACUGACACGUCCCACGUCAGACAGGGAGGAGGAGGCCCGGAAGGGAGAGAGCCAGCAUGCCUGCUGUGUCGGAGAUCAGAGGCUGACCCAGACAUCUGUGGGGAGAAAAUGCAGAAACAUGGGAUCUGUGCCCACAAGUUCUACCUGCCACCUUCCUCUGCAUAAUGAUGAUCAAGUAGGAUUCCAGGGCUUUCUCCGAAGAGGUUAUCCAAGAUGUAGUCUCCCGGGUGGCACCGAAGACCACCAUGAGGGGAGGGCUUUAAUGCAUUUGCCCAGCUAGGAGACAGACACAGGCACUGCGAUGCCAGUGAGUGCCUUUUUCCAGGAAGCAGGCAGGAGGCAGAGGAGGAGGGGCCCUGGGAACUGCUCCUGUGCUCCU
Pipra filicauda (Wire-tailed manakin) is the source of this 2847-nucleotide messenger RNA. RefSeq lists its product as uncharacterized. NCBI's taxonomy places the organism in Eukaryota, Metazoa, Chordata, Aves, Passeriformes, Pipridae. The record is from RefSeq and is a predicted model, not a curated record. Bases 395 to 2473 code for a protein of 692 amino acids. Gene Ontology annotation, cellular component: nucleus. The transcript has 13 exons.